AACAAAAAUAUUCACAAACCGUGUCUAUGAACUCUGUGGUGUACUUGACUGCUGAGGUGUUUGGUGGAAAACUCAAAACCGUCCAUUGAUUUUUGGGUUAUUGUGUGGAGUGUAGGAGGUGUGGUAUUUUAAGGAUGAACUGUGACAUGCGGAACGAUAGAAUUAAAUGCUCAAAACAAACCUUUUCGUAGUGCCUCUCAUUCAAUUUUUUUUACGUGGAAGUACUCAUGUAUUUGUAUAUGAGAAUGUUUUUAUGAAAAUGAGUGUUAGUUUAUACCCCGGCGAUCAGUGUGUUUAUUAUUAUUGUUAUCAGUAUAUUAAUUAAUUGGUGAAAAUGAGUAGCUGGGCAGCUAGAAUGCAUAGACGUGCUGCUACCUUCAGUAACGUUGUGACUUCUUGUGGUCAUCCCUCUGGACCUUAUCCUCGAAGACUGGAAAAGGUUAAAUUUGGGGUGCCCCUUGAAGAAGUUUGCAAAAAUGACAUACCGGGACCACUUUUAGUACUAAUCCUCAAACUGAAUAAAGAAGCCCCCUACCGCAAGGACGUUUUCAGGGCGCCGGGCAAUCAGGGUGUGAUGAAAAAACUGAUACACUUCCUACAAACAGGCAGACUGGUCAACAUCGACAACUUCAGCGUGUACACCAUCGCGAGUGUUCUGAAAAAGUUCCUCAGGAAAAUACCGGGUGGAGUCUUCGGAAGGGAGUUGGAAAACCGAUUUUUCGAGGUCAUCGAAAUGGACGAUCAUCAGCAGCAGAGAGACGAGAUCCACAGGAUUUUGACGUCAUUGCCAGUCUACACGCAGCGUAUCCUAGUACUGCUCUUCGGUACAUUCCGUGUAAUUUCGUCAAACAGCGAGAAGCACAGCACCGGCAUGACCAGCGAGGCCUUGGGUGUCAGUGUGGCACCUAGCUUUUUCCAUUCCUGCGUCCACGAUGGCCGUGUGGCCAAAAUGGAAGACGUCAUGAAGUUCAAGGUAGCGUCCAAGAUCGUCAAGCAUCUGAUUGAGGAGUUCGCCACCAGCGAUCUCUUCGGCAGAGAGAACUACGAGUUUUAUGCCAGGGUAACAGGGAGGGUGCUCAGGGUACAAGGACAAUGGAUCUGUUCCUUCCAGUAUCCUCCGGUCAACGUCAAGGAUCCUGUUUAUCCCAACGAAUUUAUAGCCCUCGAGCCUUAUCUUAUAGAAAAUUCCAACGUGGAAGAAUGUCAAUCCACUCCAGCUCUACUUGAGGUUACACAGCCUCAGGUUAGUUCGUCUUCCUUAGGAAUAAUAACAGAGCAUUCCCUACUUGAGUCAUGUACGAGGCUAUCUAUUUCCCUAGAACAAAAUGGUUUAUUCCAGGCUGCAAACAAUACAUCCCAUUCGUCUAGUGGUAGUCACAGUUCCAGAGCCAGCCAAAACCACUCUGGCCCCAAAAUGACACUUGAUGAACUGAAAGAAGUUAAUAAGUACGCUGAGAGCACUAAAAGUUUAACUUACCUCCCCCAAGUACACGAGAGACAGACUGAGAGAAUGAAGACUCGUUCACAAUGGUUUUUAGCACCCUCUGUUGACUGUUGCAGUUGUGGAGGAUCGGUAGACAUGCUUCUUGAAGACAUCGAUGUGAAAACUUUAACUUCUGCUCUGGUGCGGAGAUCUUCUUCUGGUACCAUAGUUGGAAUUGCAGGUCUUUCUUUGAGUGCCGAAUCUGUACAGAAGAGGCCAAGUAUAAGGAGAUCCAAUUCUAGAGAUAAGAGAAGUUAUUUACAUAGAUCUACCAGUAGAAGAGCUAAACAAAACGGCUCUAGAUCCAAUAGUUUCAAGAAUCGAGAGAGAAAGAUAUCCACCUCUAAAUCUGGAAGCUUCAAGAUGAAAUAUGGCAACAUAUCCAGAUCCUGCAGUUUGAAAAAUAAGGCGGAACUAUGUUCAUGCCCUUCCAACAACAACGAAGUUCCGCCUAUGAACGAGGAGCCGAAAUGCUCUGAUCUACCUUCUACUGCCAAAAAAACCACCGAAACCAUUUGUAUAACGCUUACUUACAAGCCUCGAAUCUAAUGUAUUCUCAAUAUCCAAGAGAGUUCCUCAGGAGAUCUAAGUAUACUUUAUUCUAUUUCAGUAUGUCCUGAAAGUGUAUCAACCUCACUCCAAACAGUUAUUCUGGUGACAUUGUUCAAUAACUUCUUGAUUUGCUCAUUUUUGAAGAAAAUAACUUGACACCACUUAUUGAAGUUUUCAUUGUUCAAGAUUUUGACCGCACGUCAGUAAGUGCGAAAUUAUCACUAAAUCAUCACUAAAUGUGCAUCACAUAUUUUUAAAUAGAAUCUCAAUGGAAUUAUUCACAAAAUUUGGAAUUGAUGAAUUUAUAGUCAGCUAGUAAUUGUUUUUUUUUUUUUAAAUUUGAUUUUAUUAAUUUUAAUGAAUCAAUAGCUGAUGAUGUUGAUACAUUGUGCAAAUUUUUGAUGAUAGUUAUUCAUCAAGCUUUCGGUAAGAAAUUGUGAUUAUGUUUUUAUUCCAAUUUAUUUAUUUAUCAAAUAGAUACAUCCAAAUUGGAUAAUCUGUGUUGGAUCUUAUAGAUCUAUUAUUAUUUUUAAUGAAUUAUGAAUCUUCUCUAUACUCUCUUGGAUUACUCAUUCAAGAAAAAACUAAGUGAGGAUCGCCAAAACAUGUAUGAAAUACGCUGAUAUUAAUUGAAUGGAAUUACAUAUUAGAAUUUGAAGAAUGAAUUAAUAAAAACUUUACGCUUAUUAAAGAUAAUUAAAAUCGUAAAUGAGGUGAUUAUAAGCAUUUAUCUGUGCUGAAAAACAUUUUGAAUUUUUAUGAGGAUUCCUUGGAGAUUAUUGAUAAAUGAAACUUAAAUUAUGAAAUAGAUUGAAUGAACAUCACCAAAAUUAUAUUGAACGAAAACCCAAACGUUCUUCCCGAUUUUGUAUCAAUUCUGUAAUUGAUUGAACAAUCCAUAUUUAACAAUCGAAAUAUUUAUACUUGCGUGUUUAAUUGAUUACACAUAAGGGAUGACAUUUUCUGUGCAAUUUUCAGCAAUAUUGUUCAGAGGAAAAAACUUCCAAUAAGUACAAAUAUAUAAUUUAUUUUUCUAGUUUAUAGGUUGUUCAAAAUUAACAUUCCAAAAUGAUGAAAUGUGUAUUUCAUAUUGUUUUAAUCAAACCUAAUUUUAAGUUCACCUGUAUGAUUAUAUUUAAGCACUAUAUUUCACAUUCAUUCUUGUAAAUAGCACCACUUUGUUAUUUUUAUAUGGUAUUUGUAUUAUUAUAUUCAUACAGUAUUGGUUCAUUUAAGUAUUUGGAAUGAAAAGAGUCAGUAUUUGUAAUUUUUCUGAAUUUUAUAUGAAAUAUUUUUCUAGUAUUUUAGAGAUAAAUUUGGCUUUUAUAUUAUUUUUCAUUCAUACCUAAAUACUGUAUAACAAAACAUUUGAGGAUUACCCAUCAAGUAUCAUUUCCAAGAAGUCUGAUUUGAAAAAAUUAAGUAAAUUAUCGAAUUUUUUAAAUCUAAAACGUUAGUUAUUAAGAGUUUGAUAAUGACAGUUUUCUGUGUAUUUUUGUGAUUUUUUACAAUGAUUCAUAUCUAACAAUAUCGACUAUUUCAUUCAACUGAGAUAUCACAUCUUAUUUUGAAUCAGAAAAUAUUGAACUUAGAAUCAAGGACAAAAGUACCAAUAGAAUAUAUUCUCUGUAUUAAUCUGUUGUUUCCGAUUUGAUGUUAAGUGUUGAAUCCAGAGUCCCACAAAAUUGUUGAUAAAUGUAUAAAAGAAGUAACACCAAUGAUAUAUUAGGUCUAUGUGAGAUUACUGUAUUUUUUCGAGAAAUUUUAUUGGACUACCUUUUGGCUCCUGCUUUGUAACUGUGUUUGAAGAGACAUGCAUUUUCCCGUCAUGAUAUUUGGCCAAAGAGUUUUAUCUAAGAUUUUCAGAAUUUUCUAAUAUAAUUAUGAUCUCUGUUAUAAAUAUUAUUGUGUUCAAUAUUUAUUAUGUUGUGUUCUAUGUCAUUUUGUUUCGAAUAAAAUUUUAGCUGAUAUUUGUUUUAAA
Harmonia axyridis is the source of this 4016-nucleotide messenger RNA. RefSeq lists its product as uncharacterized. Gene Ontology annotation, molecular function: GTPase activator activity. Gene Ontology annotation, biological process: signal transduction. Bases 335 to 2032 code for a protein of 565 amino acids. The transcript has 8 exons. Lineage: Eukaryota; Metazoa; Arthropoda; Insecta; Coleoptera; Coccinellidae. The record is from RefSeq and is a predicted model, not a curated record.